This is a messenger RNA of Ceratitis capitata (Mediterranean fruit fly), 2236 nucleotides long. RefSeq names its product huntingtin-like. Gene Ontology annotation, cellular component: cytoplasm. Lineage: Eukaryota; Metazoa; Arthropoda; Insecta; Diptera; Tephritidae. The record is from RefSeq and is a predicted model, not a curated record.
CACAAUCACAUUUUGGUCUUACCAAAUCUGGUUAAAUUCACUGAAAUUUGCGAGAGUCGUGAUCAAAUCAAAUGGAUUAAGGAGAAAGCUUUAAAAUUGCAAGAGACAAUACCAAUGGAUGACACAAUUUCACAUCAGCACUUAAUCUACUUACUGUGCAAAACGCAGGCAAUGCUGAUCCCCACACUCGGUGAGUUGCAACAAUUGUGCCAGCUCAUUGGCAAUUAUUUGAAGAGUUCGCACAUCUUUAUACGAAAUGCAACACUGUCCGGUCUGCUGUGCCUGCUGGAGUGCUGCUCGAAGACCAAUACCACCAUUGGCAGGCUGAGUGAUGAGUUGGCUUUGCUGCGCGAGCUGAUUGUGGGCUACAUCAAUCGUCAUGGGAUUAUCGAUGUGAGCAUCAUGCAAUGCAGUGAUAUACAUACGAAACUGGUUUGGACUCUCAAUUAUUGUCUCAUCGAAUGGACAUCGAAAUUUGUGCCACAAUGUCACCUGCUGUCGAAUACAGUAAUUGCGGCUGGUAAUUUCCUCAGGAAGACCAAUAAUGAGGAUGUCUAUUUGUGUGUUUUGCAUGGACUCGAACGCAUGGUGGUGAUUAGCAAUGCAGGAGGCAAUGGGGGCAAUCACACGCACACAACCGGAACAAGCAUCGCUUCACCUGGCGUUGGCAUAGUAACGCCAUUAUUACGAAAUAAAAUCGAAAAAUUAGCUUUGGAAUUGGUGAAAUUGGAGAAUGAAAGAUUCUCAAUACCGGCGCUCCAACUGCUGCUCUCCUGUAUGUAUAUGGGCUCAGCUAAACAACUGGAAAACACGGAACUCUCCAACGGCAUUGUCCAAGACGAACCGGAGAUAAUCGCCCAGCAGACCGAUAAAGUCGAUAUACUGCUACAUUGUAUUAAAUCAUCAACGCGUGAUGCCGCUUGGAUUUAUGGACAAGUGCUGUGCCAAAUUAUACGUGAUUUAGUGCCACCAAAUGAAAUAUUGACGAAGGUCAUAAAAGAGUUUCUCGCUAUAAAUCAACCGCACUGCGAUGUUAUUGCAAUGAUUGUGUAUCAGGUUUUCCGUUGCGCCAUCGACUCAACAUUCUUGCAAGUGCUGCAAGACUGGCUCAUAUGCUCGCUGCCAACAUUUCUAGCCUUACCUGAGCAAAAAGGUGUCUGGUGUCUGAGCGUCAUCUUUUUAUCCGCUUCCAUAAAUCUGCAUUUGAUUAAACUAUUUCCGGUGCUGCUAAGUACCGGUGCAGCAGCAGCUGCCAGAGCGGCAGCAUCCACAUCAACAUCAUCAACUGGCGGCGGAGGUGAUGGCGGCGGCGCUGCUGGUCUUCACUCGACGGCGGCAUCAGUUGGUGGUGGAGGUGGUGUUGCUAGUGGUGGCCUUACAGACUUUGGCAUCGCUGGAGGCGACGGCGACGUUGGAGAGUUUCAUAAAUUGGGUCAACAUGAAAUUGCUUUGUUCGUGACAGCUGCUGUAGAUUUUCAUGCGAAAUUGAGUGUGGAGCAGCGGAUGCGUUUCCGUGAUGCUUUUGAGAAAUUCAAGCUCAGGCAUCGAGUUUAUGAUCAGCUGUUGCAGCAACUCUGAUUUACCUAAGCGUACAACAUACAAAUUAUCUAAUGUGUGUGUGCGUGUGUGUGUGUGUGUUUGUGUGUGUAUGUGUAUGUAUUUGUUGUUGUUGGUGUUGCCAGAGUAAUGGGCGUAUUAGAAGAAUUAUGGUUAAGCGACGACAGUCGUAAGAUGAUUUUUUUUGCAUGUGUGUGUGUGUGUGUGUGUGUGUGUGUGUGUGUGUGCAUAUAAAUUCUGCUACACUCUGCAACUCUUUAUCAACAUUUACUGUUAUUUGUUGUCGUUGUCGUUGUUGUUGUUGUUGUUGUUGCUGGCAACCUUUCGUAGAUGACUCAACCUAAUAGCAUACGCACAAACAUACACACGUGUAUAUAGAUAAGCAUUGUAAUGACGCUUUGAGUUGAAAGGUGCGGUACAACAACAAGAAUACCUUGGUUUUUGACUUUUAUGCAACAUUUAUUAGCUGCUCAACUGAUUUAUGCCGCAAGUAAAAGAUUUAUAUUUUGUUUUUUUUUUUUUUGUUUUUUGUUUGUCGGCCUGAUAUGAAAUGUGUUUAGAUUGAAAAAAAAAAUAAUAAUAAUAAUACCGUCGUCUAAGUUUAGAGUAAGGAAUUUAUAAAUCAGCUAAAUAAAAAAAAAAUUAAUUAUAAUAGAUUUUUAUCUAAUGUAGUUGUUUU